UGAUCAAGCUAGGAAGGCUGGAGACGGAUAUUCAUGCUUAAGCCAGGGGGUCGUAGUGCUGAUGGAAGAAUAAGAAGAAUUACUGUCCCCUCCCAUUCUAGUCUUGAUACUAUGCAAUUUACAUUAAAAUGCGAAAUUUACAAUUUCGAAAUUGAAUAAAUUUAAUUCGGAAAAAAAAACACUUUCCUGGCAAUAAACAAUAUGACAUAAUAAGAAGUUUUUCAAUCUAAAAAGCAUUAUGAUAUUUUAAUAACCUUACUGUUUAUACCAUUGGCAGUGAAAUUUAAAUUUGGUUAUAAGUUUAGGGAGGUUUGAGAAGUUGCAUAUUUUUGACUUUUCUGUUAUCUUUAUUCUUGUCAAAAUAAUUUUUAGUUAUUUACGGCCAUGGCUGUACAACAGUUUUGUUUAAGAUGGAAUAAUCAUCAACCGAAUUUUAUUUCUGUAUUUACGAAUUUAUUGACCAAUGAAUCAUUAGUGGAUGUAACUUUAGCAGCAGAAGGAAAACAGCUCCAAGCCCACAAAGUUGUUUUAUCAGCUUGUAGCACUUAUUUUCAGGCUCUUUUUACUUCCAAUCCAUGUCAGCACCCAAUAGUUAUCCUCAAAGAUAUAAAAUAUAAUGAUCUUAAAACAAUGGUAGAUUUUAUGUAUUAUGGAGAAGUUAAUGUUUCACAGGAUCAGUUGCCUGCAAUUUUAAAGACAGCAGAAACUUUAAAAGUAAAAGGGCUAGCCGAGAUGCCUGAACAAUUAUCUCUGAGUAAAUCUAUUAGCCAGUCCUCUGAAAAAGCUGAAUCACCAUCCCCUAUUUCACCAUCAGUCCUUAGGCGCAAAAGGUUAAGGAAGUCUUCAACUGGUUCUGGUUCAGAACAGACCAGUGAAGAAACUGCUGCUAGUGGCAGUGGUAGUACUGAUAUUAUUCCUUCCUCUCCAGUUAAGCAUGAACCUGAAGAAGCCGUUUUAAGGCAUGAAGCAAGCACAGAAUCAGAAACUAGGGAAGGUUCUCAUAGUUUUGAAGAUGACAAUUUUCCAUCUAGAAACGUCUCAGAAGAAACAACGGAGUCUAAUAUCAGAUGGAGUUCAACUGAAGAAAACCGCCCUGGUCCUUCUCAGCCAGCUCCUCAAGGAUGGCCGUACACUACUGAUGGACAAUUGGGUCUACCCUCAACAGAUUGGCCUGUGUAUCAAAGAAGAAAGCGAUCAACCAACCCUCAGCAGGAUGAGAACUUCAUUGCAGCGCUAGAAGCAGUGAGGACUGGUGGUCUUGGAUUUUGCAAGGCUGCAAAAAUUUAUGGUGUAAAUAAUCGAACUCUUUGGUUAGAAUAUAAGAAAAGAGGGUACCCUAUUACUAGACCAAGCAGUAGAUCUCGCUCUUCCCUCGAUCAUGCUUGCUCUGUUCAGAAAAUAAAAUUACCCCCACUUCCUCCACCUCAGCAACAAAUUUCUCAAGAUAAUACUCUCUCAACACCUUUUGAUUAUCCAUUGUAUAAUUUUAGUACUUUAUGACAACAACCCCCCUUAGAUAUAGCUAAAAGUAACAUGUUCCUUGCUGAAGCAUUUAUGCAAUGAAAAUAACAGAAUUUAAAUUUCAAAUUAUUAUUUGAAAAUAUUUUGAAUUUUAUUUAAAUUUUUAAUUGAAUCACAUUUUCAUACACCCAUAUUUGACCUGGAAUGGCUGGAAUUGGAUAAUGCCUAAGAUAUAAUAAAUAAAUAUUUAGUUAAUAAUUAUAAAACAAAUUAUACAUUGAAUAAUUAAUAGUCUUUAUUAGAUGUAUCCAAUUUCAAGUUCUUUAACCAGUAAUGUGUCUCCCAAAAUUUAUAUUUUAUAUUCAAUUCUUUAAUGAUGAGAAAUUAGCAAUUGUUUGCAUAAAGGGUUGUAUAAUGACAAACAUUUGCAAAUUGUUUAUUUAUGUACUGUAAUUAUGUAAAUAUAUUUAUUUAUUUCUCAUUGUAGUUAUUUGAAUGUAAAUACUAUGUACAAGUUUUAAUUUUAUCAAACAGUUUUCUUCUUUUCCAAAAUAAUUUUUCAUAUUUGGCUUUUAUAGUGGAAUAUUAGUAAUUAUGUCCAAAUGAUUAUUAUUGUAUAUAGCUUUAUAUUUAUUUACAAAUUUAAUUUAUUUUGUUGAUCACUUAGGAUUACAAUAAAGUUAAAAUGGUUUAUUCUGCAGAGGUAAAGUUUAGGUAAUUACCUAGGCCAUUUAAUUACAUUGCAGAAACUAAUCGUUAUUUAUAUAUGUAUAUAAUCUCCAACCUCAUACAUGUAAUCUAAGUUUUAUGAAAGUUCAGUUAGUUUUAUAUGAAAUUAAUAUUUAAAAAAAAAAUCAUUAAAUUAAUAAUUUAAAA
Nezara viridula (southern green stink bug) is the source of this 2337-nucleotide messenger RNA. Lineage: Eukaryota; Metazoa; Arthropoda; Insecta; Hemiptera; Pentatomidae. The record is from the annotation of a GenBank genome assembly.